Messenger RNA from Charadrius vociferus (killdeer), 1119 nucleotides. It is a transcript of the gene F3, whose product is annotated as coagulation factor III (thromboplastin, tissue factor). Gene Ontology annotation, biological process: blood coagulation. NCBI's taxonomy places the organism in Eukaryota, Metazoa, Chordata, Aves, Charadriiformes, Charadriidae. The record is from RefSeq and is a predicted model, not a curated record. The transcript is spliced from 7 exons. Gene Ontology annotation, molecular function: protein binding. The coding region runs from base 1 to 1119 and encodes 372 amino acids. Gene Ontology annotation, cellular component: membrane.
AUGGCCUCCACGGAGCGAGAGAGCAGAGGAUGUGAGCGGGCUGAGCUGCUGUGUCAAACGUUUCGUGUGCUGAGGCAAGAACCGACAUACUUAGCCCUUCAGGGAUGUAAGCUAAUUAACCCAACACCACUGCCACAGGAUCAGCUGCCCGCCAGAGGUGGUUGGAGCCCCCUCGCCCUUGACAGCCCGCCAACGGUUACAGAGGUUGUGCGGGGUUUUCCGCUCCGGCUUCCUCCCCAGUUUCCCCGAAGCAGCGGUGGCGUCUGCCGGGGCAGCGGGCUCGUGGGUCACCACAGGGUCCCUUCCGCUUGUGCGCAGGCCACGAGUUCAUCUGAGGGCAAUCCAGAACUACCAACAGCAGUUAAUAUAACUUGGUCUUCAAUCAAUUUUAAGACUAUACUACAAUGGCAACCAAAACCGUCAGGUUACUUAUAUACAGUAGAAAUACAUGGACAGACAUCUGACACCAAAAAAAAAUGCAUACUGACAGCAGAAACAGAGUGUGAUGUUACGGAUGUGCUCAAGAACGUAAAAGAGACCUAUACAGCACACGUACUGUCUGUAAUGCCCUCGGCGAUGGAUAACUUUGAAGAACCACCGUUUGGAGUGUCUGAAAAAUUUACACCUUACAGUCAAACUGUUCUGGGAAAACCGGAGAUAAAGAAUUACACACAAAAAGGUUCAGAACUGAAUGUUGUGUUCCAAGAUCCACUUACACCAUAUACAUUUCCUAAUGGAAGCUUUAAAAGUAUUCGAGAUAUUUUCCAACAUGACCUGGAAUACAAACUCUACUACUGGAAAGAUCAAAGUUCUGGAAAGAAAGAUGCAACAACAAAAAGCCAUACAUUUGACGUAAGCGUUGACAGCACAAAGAACUACUGCUUCUACGUACAGGGAAUCAUUCCCUCCCGCAGAGAAAACCGUAACGGACAAGAAAGCGUGGUGCUUUGCACCAGUGUAGGAAGAAAUAUCUUAGAUGAAUAUGGAGCCGAAGUCUUUAUCAUCAUAGCAGUGAUAGCAAUUGCGGUCAUCACUCUUGCCAUUGUCCUAUCAGUGAUCCUGUGUAAACGCAAGAAAGCAAAAGCGGCAAGAGAAAAGGAACCUCUCAAUGGUGUCUAA